AUGAACACGCUCCCGCUUGCUCGGAUAUCCUUCGAUGACGAUGAUAGACCUUCAGGCUUGAAAUUGGAUCGCACCGGAUAUACACGAAAAGGCAGCAUUGGAGGAUCAGCCCAUCACACAUCACCUGUGUCCCGAUUUGCCAAACCACCUGCUUGGGAUCCCAUUCCGCGUAGUUCAUUUGAGAGCGAGACCACCGUAGAUCGAUAUGGAUUGUCGCGUGCAUUACCAACAGCGAGCACAAGCAGUGGCAGCAACCAUAGCAGCGACUAUAGUGGCGGGGGACCUUACGCACGUGCCAGCAACAACAGAUCACCCUCCAUUCCUGCAAGAUCACCUCAUCGUAUACGAGACUCGCAACAAUCCACAGUAUCCAGUCAUCGUCCAACGCCUUCAUCCAUGUCUGUCAAAUCACCCGUUAUGGAACAGCAUCAUCCCGUUGACAACAACCCUAUUCCGCAACAAACAAGGAACAAUGCUCGAUUAUCUGUUCAGGUGGCACAAUUAUGGAAGAACAAACCUGUUGCAAUCAAGGAAACCAUCAACGAGGAUGAUACCAGGAAUGAGGAUCCAAUGGAAGGAUUGUUGAAGCAAGUACUGGUAUCUCAAGCUCUGGUGGAUGCACAAGAGUACAAUAUGCUUAGCUUUGAACAGGUGGAACGACUUCGAAAGCGGCAAACUAUUCUGCAGGAUCAGAUAGCCCAUAUGCGUACUAGCCUGGCAGUGGCAAAGCGAGUAGCCAACGCGACGCAUUCAUUACUACAUCUGGAAGCAGUGAAAGAUCCACGAGGACAUCAUGAUCAAUCCAAGACGUAUAAAGAAGCCGUGGAAGCAACCAGGAGGACCGAAUCCAUUGCAGCUGAACUUAUUUCAUUGGUUGAAGAGGAAGCUGAAAUCCAUCGUCAAAUCAUGCAACACACUGCAAGUGCAUUACGCUUGGAAGCAUCUAAACCAUCACCAUCACCACAACAACACCAACCUGCUACUAGUAUGCUGUCACCUCCUAUGUCAUCUACUUCUUCAUCACCACCACCAUCAUCAACCAUGCUUGUGGAUGAGCACAGCCGACAAGAAUUGGAACAGUUGACAACAGCGCUGGACGCCUUUGUACGUCGACAUCAGCUUGUUACGGGUAGCGAACCCGCUUAUUUACAACGCAGCGAUUCUGGAUAUGGUAGUCAUAGCGAAUGGUCCACGCUGUUGGCAUCCAUGGAAACCGAAUUUAGCAGCUACAAGGCCAAAGUGGAACGUUUGGAGCGACAACUCGAGUCGAGCGAAGAGAAAUUACGUUUGGAGGCUGCAUCAACCAAAAAGUAUGAGGUGCAAUUGAGAAUGGCACAAGACAAACGUGAAGCUGCUGAAGCACGAUGUAAAGAAUUGGAAGAGAGCCGUCAACAAAGUAGUAUCGAUUUCUUGGGCAACAUGUCGUCAUCAUCAUCAUCAUCUCAGGACAAAGAACGUAUCAGCCAAUUGGAAGAGGAACUUCACGAAGCUCGAUCACGUGAAGACGAAUUACAGAAACGUGUAUCGACUAUGCAAGGAACAUUGGCAGAUCUUGAAGUACGAUGCACCAAGGCUGAGUCUGAAGCUGGAGCUCUUGAAUCUCGAGAACGAGCAGCAAGUGAAGCAUUAACCCAAUGCCAAUCCGAUUUAUCCGCUUUACGUGCUGAGAAACAACGAUGGGAGCGUGCCCUUAAGCGUGAAUCGGUUAUGCAGCUCAUGGAAGGUGGCAGCGAGAGUUACCGUGCCAAGUAUGAGCAACAAGUGGAAGAGCAACGACAGGAAUAUGAAGCUCAAUUACAAGAGCAACAUGCCUUGUUGGACAAGACGACGCGCGUAAAAGAGCAGCUUGAAGCCGAUUAUGAAAAGAUGACGAGUGUAUGCAAGGAUCUCGAGGAUCUCAUUCGUGACAAGAAUCGUACGGUGGAUGCACGUGAUUUACGAAUCAAUCAGCUGGAACAGGAUAUAGCUGAAUUGCGCUCUCAUCAACAACAAGCACGCAACGGUGGUGGUGGUGGUAAUAUCCAAAAGAUUGAGGAAUUACAACGGGCCUUCACAGCACGUGAACAAGCAUGGUUGGCUCAAAGUGCAUCGAUGGAAACCGAUUUUGAAGGCAUCAUGAAGGAAUUUGAUCGACUGACAACAACGGCCAUGGAGUUUGAGACGGAUCGUAUGAAAUACGAGCAACGUAUUGAAGAGCUUACGCGACGUAUGCAGCAGCUGGAGGCUGAGUUGACUGAAGAACGUAUCAGCAAAUUGGGUCUCGAUACCAGUGAAGGACCUACCACUGCUUCCUUGCGCAAAGAAUUCCGUAAACUCGUCAGCGAUCUCAAAGCCGACCAUCAACGUAUCCUCGAUCGGGAAACAAGCGAAAGGAAAUCUGUUGAAAGCAAGUUACGUGAUAUGAAACACGAACGUGAAAUGGCACGCUACGAACGUGUCAACAAAGGUGUACAAACUCAUUUCAUUGCCGAUAUCUAG
Molecule: messenger RNA, 2478 nt
Organism: Lichtheimia ornata
Lineage: Eukaryota; Fungi; Mucoromycota; Mucoromycetes; Mucorales; Lichtheimiaceae
Exons: 4
Coding region: 1-2478 (825 amino acids)
Source: RefSeq, a predicted model, not a curated record